This is a messenger RNA of Ectocarpus siliculosus, 1674 nucleotides long. Lineage: Eukaryota; Phaeophyceae; Ectocarpales; Ectocarpaceae. The record is from the annotation of a GenBank genome assembly.
ACCUCCUCUCGUCUGCCGCCGCUGUCAUGACAGACUUCUCGUCCAAAUCCAACCCACCACAAGGGACUGAACAUGCUGAACCGCCAUCAUUUUUUGAGGAACUCCAUCGGCAAUACGUUAUAAGGAUCUCGGAGCAGACAGACACCUUCGAGUUCUGUAUGACGGAGCACCUGCGAAUGUCGGGGGUCUACUGGGGCCUGAUGGGCAUGGCCUUGAUGGGGCGAGACCUGAGGAAGGAGAUGGGCGCGGAGGACCUCGCGAGCUGGGUCAUGCGGUGCCAGCACGAAGGGGGCGGGUUCGGCGGAAACGAGGGGCACGACCCGCACAUCUUGUACACCCUGAGCGCGCUGCAGGUGAUGGCGCUGCUGGGGGAGCUCGAUCGGGUCGACAAAGACAAGGUGGCCGGGUACGUGAGCGGGCUGCAGCAGUCGGACGGGUCGUUCUUCGGCGACGAGUGGGGGGAGGUCGACACGCGCUUCUCGUACUGCGCGCUCUCGAGCAUGGCGAUUCUGGGGCAGCUCGACAGCGGGAAGAUCGACGUCAAGAAGGCGGCCGAGUUCGUGGGCAGAUGCCGCAAUUUUGACGGGGGGUUCGGCUGCAUCCCGGGGGCGGAGUCGCACGCGGGGCAGAUCUUCACGUGCGUGGGGGCGCUGUCUAUCGCGAGGUCGCUUCACCUCGUCGACGAAGGUCUGCUGGGCUGGUGGCUCUGCGAGCGGCAGUGUGACUCGGGUGGCCUGAACGGGCGGCCAGAGAAGCAAGCGGACGUGUGCUACUCGUGGUGGAUCCUGUCCUCUCUCAAGAUUCUUGGCAAGGUGGACUGGAUAGACGGGGCCAGGCUGAAGGGAUUCAUCCUGCGGUGCCAAGACUCGGAGGACGGGGGCAUCGCGGAGAGGCCGGGGAACCUGGCCGACAUCUUCCACACCUUUUUUGGCAUCGCCGGCCUGUCUCUCCUGGGGUACUUCGAUGGCAGGGAGGGAUACGACAGCUUUCUUCCGGUGGACGCGGUGUAUGCCCUCCCCGUGCCGCUCGUCGAGCAGCUCGGGCUCAAGAGCGAGAUGCGAGAGCCCGUCCCUCUCCCCCCGGGGGCAACCUGAACAAACUGACCCGACGUCUUGUAAUCCCCCCCUGGUUGUUGUUGUUGUCUUGGCAUUGGAAAUCGUUCCGGUCUCUUGGUGUAGUCAGUCCAUUGUUAGAGAGCUCGAUGUCUCCAUGAGGUUUCAAUGCGUACAGCAGUACCUCUGGGAUGUUUGUCUCAAGUGUCUAACACACGACGCGGGUAGUGUCGGCAAACAUGCUUGCCCUCGUCCUGCUUUGUGGCGUUUGGCUCUGGUACAUACGGUACAUACCUCCCCUUCGCGGAGAGAACCCGUAUGUCAAAACUCAUCCGAGGGAGUGGGUGGGGGGACGGCGCAGCACGGCAUAACUUUGGACGGCCAGUUGCACAGCGAAUGUGUAGGGGGGCGGGGUCAGCGUUGUUGGCGUGCACUUUUGACUGCUGCUAGCGCUGAUGGCUACUCCUAGAUUGUUUUUUUUUUGCUGUUAGAGCGGGGGCGCAGCAGUGCGCGUGGCACGAACCCUCCCGAACCACAAUAGCAAGUACCCAGAGACGAAGAGCAUGCAGUCAUGCCGUCACCAAGAACAACUGUGAGGGAUACAAAUGCACCUUGAGCUGUG